This is a messenger RNA of Sphenostylis stenocarpa, 951 nucleotides long. NCBI's taxonomy places the organism in Eukaryota, Viridiplantae, Streptophyta, Magnoliopsida, Fabales, Fabaceae. The record is from the annotation of a GenBank genome assembly.
AUGCUUUCUCUUCCCAUUCCCUCUACGACGCCCUCUUGCUCCUCUCCACCCUCCUCUCCCCUGCUGAAGCGAAGGAGACCUGCAAAACUCGACAUUCCCGCUGCUUCUUUUGCUUUUACGAUAUCGCCGGCCCCGGCGCCGUCUCCGGCGAUGGACGCGGUGGUCGAGGUAGAAGGACGCGGGUUUUAUGUGUUCUGCAAACGGGGAAGGAGGCUCCACAUGGAGGAUCGUUACUCCGCUGCCGUUGAUAUUCACGGGGAACCCAAACAGGCUUUCUUCGGCAUAUUUGAUGGGCAUGGGGGCACAAAGGCUUCGGAAUUCGCUGCACAUAACUUGGAAAAGAACGUGUUGGAUGAGGUGGUUAGGAGAGAUGAAAGUGACAUUGAGGAGGCAGUGAAGCAUGGUUACCUCAACACAGAUUCUGAAUUCUUGAAGGAGGAUUUUCAUGGUGGCUCUUGCUGUGUGACAGCAUUGAUAAGGAAUGGUAACCUCGUUGUGUCCAACGUGGGGGAUUGUCGUGCUGUGAUUAGCAGAGGGGGUGUGGCAGAAGCCCUCACAUCUGAUCACAAGCCUUCAAGGGAAGAUGAAAGGGACAGAAUUGAGACUCAGGGUGGCUAUGUUGAUGUGUGCCGUGGUGUGUGGAGGAUCCAAGGAUCAUUAGCUGUUUCUAGGGGAAUUGGUGAUAGGAACUUGAAACAAUGGGUGAUAGCAGAACCUGAGACCAAAGUUCUUAAAAUUGAACCGAUGCAUGACUUAUUGAUCUUAGCUUCAGAUGGCUUAUGGGAAAAGGUUAGCAAUCAGGAAGCAGUGGAUAUUGCUCGUCCUUUUUGUGUAGGGAACGAUAGACAACAACCUUUGCUGGCUUGUAAGAAGCUCGUGGAUUUAUCUGUGUCACGAGGCUCUUUGGAUGAUAUAAGUGUCAUGAUUAUCAAGUUACAAAACUAUGUUUGA